AUGUUAUCGAUUAUAAGGACUCCAAUAGUAAUGCGCUCAUCACUACCAACUAUUUUACAAAGAAGACUCAUUUCAAUAAAUACAAAGGAAACGCCAAGUCCACCAAAAUUGCCAAAAAAGGAUCAGGAAGAGUUCGAAAGAUUACAAAGGAUAGCCAGUUCACAAGAAGCUAUAGAAGAAUAUAAUAGGAAAAUUAAGGAUGAUGUCACCAAGGAAAGUCUAAAUAAUGAACUUCUCACCAAGAAUGAUAUUGGAGCAUUCUCACCAGAAUUUUCGAAGACUAUACCUGAGUUUGAAGGUGAAGUGAACCCUAAAACUGGCGAAAGAGGCGGACCAAAACAAGAUCCAUUGAAGUAUGGAGAUUACUCUUUCAACGGCAGAGUCACAGAUUUCUGA
This is a messenger RNA of Naumovozyma castellii, 396 nucleotides long. It is a transcript of the gene SDH8, whose product is annotated as Sdh8p. NCBI's taxonomy places the organism in Eukaryota, Fungi, Ascomycota, Saccharomycetes, Saccharomycetales, Saccharomycetaceae. The record is from RefSeq and is a predicted model, not a curated record. The transcript has a single exon. The coding region runs from base 1 to 396 and encodes 131 amino acids.